AUGUUAGAGAAGGGCACUCUAGCAGCUUACUGGCGUGACCAGAGUGGAACCAUUUUUAAUGUACAACAUCUCUCCCGCCAGUGUCGUCAGUUGGUGGCGGUGUGUGAUGAGAUUCUGUACUGCAGUCCAGAGGCACUCCUUACCCACACUGCCCAGCUGGAGAGGGUUGACCUGGUGCCUGUCUUCGAUGGCGAUCACCUGUCACCCGCUGACUUCUGUGACAAGAUAUUAGCUGGGGACGAGGUGAUCCAAGUCAAUGACCAAAUAGUGGUUGGCUGGAGCAGGAAUAACCUGUUGAAGAAACUACAGGAGAACCCCAGUGGGGUGACCCUGGUCCUCACGAAGGUCCCCGUGUCCCUGAAUCGCAAAGACACACCCCAACAGCCCCCCUGCCAAAAGGAAGACGAAGAGGAAGAGGAGGAAGAGCGCAAUCAGAGAUUCUCCGUAUUGGAGAGAGUUGCAGCCUCGGUCAGGUCACUUUCAUUCAGGACAGCGGUUCAGGGGCCAGUGGUGAGCCAACACAUGGGCCAGGAGGAGUCGGAGCUGUCCAAUGACAGGGGAUUGGACAGCAGCCUGACAUACACCUCACACCCCCACCACCAGGGGGAGSUCUCAUACCUGUCUGCAGGAGACACCAAUAGUUUGAAGGGGUCCAGGUUCAGCCCCAGGCCCAGGGGAGAGGGCUCUGCGCCCCCCAGUAGUCCGUCCCCCCGGGUACUAGAGCUAGCCAGAGCUAGCGUCAGUUCCUGCCCUGAGAUGGGRGUACACGGGGAGGAUAAAGAACCAAAAAAGAUGUCUACAAAAGGCAAGAGUACAGCGACGAGCAGGCGGCGUGUGUCGUGUCGUGAGCUGGUUCAGCCCGACUGUGACGGCUGGCUGUGGAAGAAGAGGAAGGAGAGCAGCGUGUUCAUGACCCAGAAAUGGCAGCGCUUCUGGUUCGUCCUCAAGGGCCCCACUCUCUACUGGUAUACCAGCCAGCAGGAGGAGAAAGCAGAGGGCCUGGUUCAUAUCUCCAGCUACAACAUAGAGAGUGCAGGAGAACACAAGAGGAAGUAUGUCUUCCAAAUGUGCCACCAGCGCUUCCAGACUUUCUUCUUUGCCGCCGAGAAUGUCAAUGACAUGACCAAAUGGAUCAACUGUCUGAUCACAGCCAUACAGAAACACAAGAAGUUCCACAAAGGACCACCGGACAACGAAGAGGAGUGUUACAGUGAGACGGAGUCAGAAGAUGAGGGGUCUUCUCCUUCACCACGCAGAAACAAGAUCUACACGAAAACUCUGUCCAACACACUGCUCGGGCCAGGAAAGAGAAAGAGAAGAGCUCCAGAGGAUGAGAUGGACGUGUUGUUCCACGGACUGAAGGAGGGCGGCGUGUCCCUGAUCGGCAGCAAGCAGCCACAGACCCAAGACCACUUCCGAAAGUCCUUCAUCCGGCGCAACAAGAACCCYGUCAUCAAUGAGAAYGCCCACACGCUCCGCGCGCUGCAGAGCACACUCAAGGAUAAAGAGGCAGAGCUCCAAACUCAUCAACAAGGUG
Molecule: messenger RNA, 1537 nt
Organism: Salvelinus sp. IW2-2015
Lineage: Eukaryota; Metazoa; Chordata; Actinopteri; Salmoniformes; Salmonidae
Source: RefSeq, a predicted model, not a curated record